UACUUAUUAUUCCUUAUUUGCAGAUUAUUAAUAUCAGGAGAAAUAGACUUAAGUCUCCAUCUGCUAAGAUAUUGACAGAUGUGUUUUUAAGUGUAUUCCAGGUGUGUAGCACAUACCUGCCACACACACACACAGGUGUGUAGCACACACCUGCCCCACACACACAGAUGUGGGGAAACAGACAUUGAGAACUGAGGACAAGUAAAUAAAACCAGAAAGUGAUAUGUAACAGAAACGAAAGUGAGGAUAGAGAGAGAACAUGACAAGGAUAUUAGAAGUGUACACAGAAAGUGAGAGAAAGUUCCGUAAUUAAAGAGACAGGAAGUAAGCUUCAGUGUUAGGGAACUUAGAGCUUGUGAAAGCUUAGAGCAGCUCUAGUGUCAUAGUGAAGACCAAUCAGGAGAGAAAUCGUGGAAAUAUAGAGGAAACUAUGUGUGAAAGUGAUAGAAAUAUUGAAGAUUGGUGAUUAUAUGGUAGAGGUGAUGUGGGUUGUACAGAGGUACGAGUGAUACUGACCUCUCUUAGUGCAGUCGUCACAUGUGAAGGUAUUCCAGGAGGCCAGUUGGUCAAGAUGGCCCCUGGAAGACUGUUGAAGCCUGUGUGUGUUCGACUGUAAGAUAACGUGAUAACAUGACUGUAGAGCUGCUGGUGUUAUCUUAGGUUAUAUGUCAAGGUCAUGUGAAGGUAUUCCAAGAGGUCAGUUGGUCAAGAUGGCCCCUGGAAGACUGUUGAAGCCUGUGUGUGUACGACUGUAAGAUAACGUCAUAACAUGACUGUAGAGCUGCUGGUGUUAUCUUAGGUUAUAUGUCAAGGUCAUGUGAAGGUAUUCCAAGAGGUCAGUUGGUCAAGAUGGCCCCUGGAAGACUGUUGAAGCCUGUGUGUGUACGACUGUAAGAUAACGUGAUAAUAUGACUGUAGAGCUGCUGGUGUUAUCUUAGGUUAUAUGUCAAGGUCAUGUGAAGGUAUUCCAGGAGGUCAGUUGGUCAAGAUGGCCCCUGGAAGACUGUAAGAUAGCGUGAUAACAUGACUGUAGAGCUGCUGGUGUUAUCUAUGUGUCAAGGUCAUGAUAUGUGGGUACGGUGAUGUGGAUGGAGGAGGAGGAGGAGGAGGAGGAGGAGGAGGAAGAAGAAGAAGAGGGGAUGGUGAAAGAGGAGGUAGACUGUGAUGGUGACAGAAGGUGAACAGUGACAGAGGUCGCUUCACUGAUCAUGAAACCUCUCAAGACACAAGUUAGCUUUAGUAAGGAGAGAAACUUCAGCUUUCAGCGAAAGGCAGACUCUUUUAGAGGGAAGGGUGAUAUAGAAGGAGAGAAGAACAAGUGUAAAGACAAGAAGGGUGACAUAGAAGGAGAGAAAAACAGGUGUAAAGACAAGAAGGGUGAGGGACACCAGUUGACGUCAGCCAUUGCAUCAUCCCUGGCUGCUACUCUUUCACCUUUCUCAAACUUCGUAGCCUCACAUUCCCCAAGGGGAAGUCGCAAGCCUUCCCCAAGCCCUGUGGACUCACGUAAGUCCAGCCCACCUUCCCCAAGAGCUCAGAAAUCCCAGCAACAACCUCGACUCUUCCCCAGGACUAACUCCUUCACCCACCGCCACAUACCUCUCCUCUCCCACUCCAAAGGCAGGACCAACUCCUUCAAUGUCCCCUCUACUCUCCCGAGGGGAACUUCAAGCUCCCCCAACCCCCCCAGCAGCCCCUCGCUCAGCCCCACCACCAGUAGGUCACAAAGUUCGUCCUCAGCGGAGGACUACGUAACAGAUGAAGACAAUCACUUAUAUAAUGUCCCGAAUUUCGACGGCUGUCGACCAAAAAUCCGCGUCUCGUCCGACGAUAAUGAAGGUGGGGAUGAGGAGGGCUCUGGAGCAGAGGAAGAGGAGGAGGAAGAAGAGGAGGGAGAGGAGAGGCAGUUGACAGUGCCCAGAGUCCUGCCCUACAGAAUUGAAGAAGGAUGGCAGACCAGACAUUCUACAGACACUGUCGCAAAACAUAGAACAUCAAGAAAGAACACUGCAGAAGGCCUACUGGUCCAUGAGAGGCAGGUUCACGUCUCCUACCGGCUUAAGUCAAUGGCCCAACCUAAUCAGGAAGACAUGUCAGAGCUGCAAGUGUACUCGGGAACUUCACGACGUUUACCACGAGGACUGGGUGAACGUGAGGGAACGUCUGGGCCUGGGUGAUACACUAGG
Molecule: messenger RNA, 2186 nt
Organism: Cherax quadricarinatus
Lineage: Eukaryota; Metazoa; Arthropoda; Malacostraca; Decapoda; Parastacidae
Source: RefSeq, a predicted model, not a curated record